AUGAAAAAAGCCCUAAUUAGAAAAACGGCCGCGUGGCAGCGACUCUGUGCCACAGGUGGUUAUUUAAGAAACCUACAGUACUUACGUCAGCGUGAGUCUUUCGACCGCAUCCUCCUGGAUGCCAAAAGNAGUGUUUAUCGUAGCCCAAGCGCAGACAUCGACGAAAAUGAGUUGCUGAUGGAUUUUCUCCGGCACACAACAACUCGGGCAAGUAGCGUUCUUGUUUUGGGGGAUUUCAAUGCUCCUGAGAUCGAAUGGGGGAUGGAGUAUGCGCCAGUGGGCAGCCUUGGGGAUGAGCUACUAGAGGUGACGCAUGAAUUGGCGCUAACCCAGCACGUCACCGACCCCACCCGAGGGCGACUGGGUGACUCUCCUAGCACCUUAGAUCUUAUGUUUACCAGAAUCAGGAAUGACAUCAGGAUCACUGCCAAAGGUGCAACGCUAUGCAGAAGUGACCACGCUAGUAUCCGGUGCCAAUACGGCUGUGCUCUUUCGCUUUCGCAAGUCAAAUUGAAGCGACGGUAUGGGCGCAUGGAGCCCGAAUGUCUCCAGGCUGCGGCUCGAACCCUGGUCUGGUCAGAAGCACACUAUGGGACUGUGGAUUCGUGA
Messenger RNA from Echinostoma caproni, 609 nucleotides. The record is from the annotation of a GenBank genome assembly. NCBI's taxonomy places the organism in Eukaryota, Metazoa, Platyhelminthes, Trematoda, Plagiorchiida, Echinostomatidae.